This is a messenger RNA of Malania oleifera, 1392 nucleotides long. RefSeq names its product rac-like GTP-binding protein RHO1. Lineage: Eukaryota; Viridiplantae; Streptophyta; Magnoliopsida; Santalales; Ximeniaceae. Gene Ontology annotation, biological process: establishment or maintenance of cell polarity; small GTPase-mediated signal transduction; regulation of actin cytoskeleton organization. Gene Ontology annotation, cellular component: cell projection; cytoplasmic vesicle; nucleus. Gene Ontology annotation, molecular function: protein kinase binding; GTPase activity; GTP binding. The transcript has 8 exons. The record is from RefSeq and is a predicted model, not a curated record. Bases 369 to 962 code for a protein of 197 amino acids.
AAAUAUUUGGUUUAGAAUUAAAAAUAAAAUCAGUUUUCAUCUUAUGUUAUAUGAUCAAAAAGGGCAGAGCCCUAAUACUAAUCUCUCAAUGAAAGAAUAAAAGAAAUUUUGGAGAGCUAGUUUGUUUUGUUUUCCAAAUUUGGGGGAAAAGCAGAACAACCGCAAAGCGCGUAAAAAUUGAGCCAAUGAGAAUGCACGAUGUGUUAUAGAUGGCGAAGGUUGGUUCGCCCAGCGAACGCUUCAACGGCAUUGUUUCCCGGCUACCUUACAAAUUGAAGGGGUAGAAGAACAAGGAGAAGAAGAAGAAGAGGAAGGCUAGUGCUUUUUGAUCAGGUCUUCAUCCGAAGGAGAUCUGACGAACGGCUGAGAUGAGCGCUUCCAGGUUCAUCAAAUGCGUCACGGUCGGCGAUGGCGCUGUGGGUAAAACGUGUUUACUAAUUUCCUACACCAGCAAUACAUUUCCCACGGAUUAUGUGCCAACUGUUUUCGACAAUUUCAGUGCAAAUGUGGUUGUCAAUGGGAGCACUGUUAAUCUUGGUUUGUGGGACACUGCAGGACAGGAGGACUACAAUAGACUAAGACCUUUAAGCUAUCGUGGGGCAGAUGUUUUCAUAUUAGCAUUUUCUCUCAUUAGUAAGGCCAGCUUUGAAAACGUUUCCAAGAAGUGGAUUCCAGAGUUGAAGCACUAUGCGCCCGGUGUCCCAAUAGUACUUGUUGGAACAAAGCUUGAUCUUCGGGAUGAUAAGCAGUUCUUCAUAGACCAUCCUGGUGCAGUGCCCAUUACUACAGCUCAGGGAGAGGAGCUGAGGAAGCUAAUUGGUGCACCUGCUUAUAUUGAAUGCAGUUCAAAAACACAGCAGAAUGUGAAGGCAGUAUUUGACGCAGCCAUCAAGGUUGUGCUCCAGCCGCCCAAGCAAAAGAAAAAGAAGGGAAAGGUACAAAAGGCCUGCUCCAUAUUAUGAUCAAGAAUGGGCAUGUAUACACCAGAAAACUACCCUCAGUUCAUUCUACCCAUGUCCGCUUUCUCUCUCUUUAGAGGAAGCUGGGGGCUUUGAUUUGAUCUCAUAUCAACUGACAGUAGUAGGGAUCUCUCAAAUGUUAGGUGGCUUAAUAUUUGGUUUCUGGGUUGAUGCAAAUGGUUGAGUUAUGUUUAAUCGUUGUUGUCGCCCGCCUCGUUGUAGUCAGGUUUUGAGUAUUUGAUGUAUUAACAGACCAGAAAAGUCCUAGUUAGGAAAACAGCCAUGCCUUGCUUGAUGCAGUUACAUACAUUAUCCUCCGCCCUGUUCUUAAGACAAAGCUUGGCUUAUCUUUGUGAUGCUGUUAUUAAUCCGUUUGUAAAACUGACCAGUUUCAAUGAUGCUAAUCAAAAUCUGCAGGCUGCUCGUUUGCAUA